AUGAUUAAAGGCUAAGCCUAUUUUACUAUUCAUAUUUUUAUGUUAUGCUAGAUUACUCUAUUAUUCUUUGGAGGUGUUAGCUCACAAAGUUCACUUGAAAGACUUUUAGUUGAUCAAAAUGUUUAAUAUAAUAUAAUAGAUAAUUAUAUUUUACAAUUAGAUGGUUAAAGUUCAAUCAAGCUAGAUAUAUUACUAAAUAACACUAAUGUCACGCAAGUUCUAUAAUUCUGUGAAUAAUAAAAAAUUGAAUUAAACAUCUAUAUAGAGAAUGUUUAAAUCUACUAGAAUAGCUAAGGGUUAGCUUUUUUAAAUAAUUGUAAAAAUAGCUAAGUAUAAUUUUUGUCUAUUAAUCAAUUAGCUUUAAAAAAUGUUACUUUGGAUAUAAGUUUGGUAUUACUAUAAAAUUUAAAAUCAAAUUAAGCAAUUCUUGUUUAUCCUUAAGUAUUGAACUUGAUAAUUUAAGAUCUCAAGUCUGAUAGUUUUAGUAUAUUUUAAUCAAAAUUACCACUUUUAGAAAUAGGAAACUAAACAUAAAAUUCAGUCAUACAGCUAAAACAAUUUAUAAUUCCAUAUUUAGAAGAUAAUAAAUAAAAUAUUAGUGAAAAUAGAAAAUAAAUUUCAGAGUCAUUCAAAGAAUUAGAAAAUGGAUAUCAAAGUGAAUAAAGAUCUUUAAUUUUAAUUUCUAAUUAAAAUUAUAAUUAUCCUCAAUUAAACAUUAGCAAUGUCAGUGUUGAUUUUGUUAACAACAAUAUUAGAUUUAUUGAGAUUAUAAAUUAUGGUGCUUAAUUAAUGCUGGAAAACUCAUAAUUUUAUAGAAACAAAGCCCUUUAUAAUGGAGGUGCUAUAUAUUCACAAUCUACUUUUCCAUUAAUAAUAUCUAAUGUUACUUUUGAUUCAUGCUCUAGUGAAUAUUUUGGCGGUGCGGUUAUGGCAUACCAAUUACAAAUAAUAAAUUGCACAUUUAUUAAUUAGAAAAGUAAAAUCGGGGGAGCUGUAUUCACAUCAAGCAAAGACUACUCAAAAAUUACAAACACAAUAUUUAUAAAUAAUAAAGCAACUAUUUGCUCCUAAGAUGUCUUUCAAUGCUAAUGGUUUAAUUAUGAUAAAUAACACAGUACAUGUGAUCUAUUUUAAAUAGAUUCAAUAUUUGAAUAUAACUAGUAGUUACAAUAAACACCCUUAUAUAUAAAACCAAAUAAUUACACUAAAUCAAUAAUUCCUCCAGAAGAUAUAGAUUACUUUCAAAGCACUCUAAUGUAUGGUAUUCUUUAUAUUAUAAAAUUUAAGAUCAACAACUUUAUAGCAAAUAUAACCACUUUUUCUUUAGACCAAUAAAUAGGAAAUUUAUAUUCUUACUUACAUCCUGUUGAUAAAUAGAAUUUUUUCCCACUUAAUAUUCCAAAUAUUACGUAUCCUUAUUUAGUUACAACAUAUUCCAAUAACUUAGAUUGUUCUUCAAGAUCAUUAGUUGAUUUUGUUAUGUUAGAUUAUUUUUAUAACUAAUAACAGAAUUAUAUUAAAGGAUGCUUUAAUGUUUCCCAAUAGUGCGGAAUUGGAAUGAGCCAAACAAAUACUAUUUAUAUGCAAUAAAUUUAUAAAUAGUGUACUUAUUGUAAUACAGGAUAAUUUUCUUAUGAACUAGAAUAUAACUGCUAAAGUUGCAAUUCUUUCUAUUAUUCUUAAUGUUAUGCGUCCACCACUUUCUUAAAUAAUGGAUUUUGGAGAAGUGAAUUUUCUAGUGAUGAAUCAUCUCUUUACUAAUGUAGCUUAAGCCCUUAAAAUUGUUUCAGCUCAAGAAGGGAAGGAAUUGGAAACUCUCUUUGCAAAGAAGGAUAUUUAGGAGAUUAGUGCUUAACAUGUGAUAUAAAUGGAAUAGUCUGGGGUGAUUUCUAUGGUCACAUUUGGAAUAUAUAAAAUCCACAAAAUAUUAUGGAUAAACAGCCUAUAGAUAUAAAUCUUAUAAUUAAAUUAGAUUAAAACGAAAAACUAAAAGGUAAUCUUUACUUAGGAUCUGUUUACGGUGCUGAUAGCAUUAAGUAAAACAACAAAGAAAAAAUAUUUUCAAUUCUAUCAAUUGGUAAUGAACCAGAAAACUAAAUUAAAUUGGAUACAAAAGAAUUUAAUCAUUUGACAUUAGAAAUUUAUGAUCACCCAAAUUUCUAAAUACUUCAUUUUUUUGAAGCAGCUAUAUCCUUUAUAAAAUAAGCGUUAAGUAAAAAUAAUGUGUUAGUCCAUUGCUUUGCAGGUGCCUCAAGAAGUUCUACUAUUAUUAUAGCAUAUUUAAUGAAAGAGCAUUAAAUGACUUUUUAAGAAGCUUUUAAUCUAACUAAAUCAAAAAGAUAGAAAACAAAUCCGAAUUAGGGAUUUUUAGAGUAGUUAAAAUAAUAUGAAAAUAUAAUAAAGUAGCAAAUACAAUGA
This is a messenger RNA of Tetrahymena thermophila SB210, 2418 nucleotides long. RefSeq names its product dual specificity phosphatase domain protein. Gene Ontology annotation, molecular function: MAP kinase tyrosine/serine/threonine phosphatase activity; protein tyrosine/threonine phosphatase activity. Gene Ontology annotation, cellular component: cytoplasm. The record is from RefSeq and is a predicted model, not a curated record. Lineage: Eukaryota; Ciliophora; Oligohymenophorea; Hymenostomatida; Tetrahymenidae. The transcript is spliced from 3 exons. Gene Ontology annotation, biological process: negative regulation of MAPK cascade; protein dephosphorylation.